This is a messenger RNA of Larimichthys crocea (large yellow croaker), 2945 nucleotides long. Its product is annotated as CD82 antigen. Bases 266 to 1036 code for a protein of 256 amino acids. The transcript has 9 exons. The record is from RefSeq and is a predicted model, not a curated record. NCBI's taxonomy places the organism in Eukaryota, Metazoa, Chordata, Actinopteri, Sciaenidae. Gene Ontology annotation, cellular component: plasma membrane.
CUCUGCGGGGAUUUAGGGGUUAAACCUCGGACUCGUUAAUACCCAUAUCUGCCACACGGUGGGGGCCGGAGGAGGCUGCCUGUCUCCGGCUUCACUUCGCUUUGUUAUUCCCGUCGAGCAGGAGGUCAGUCAGUCCGCUCCGCACCGCACCGCACGCACACAGACAGACCGCCCCGCACACACCGGACAGGACCCCCCGCACAGGACACGACUACACGUCUCACCGCACGUUUAACGCAAGAAGAGGAAAAACACAUCCAGCAUCAUGGGGAAAGGCUGCAUGACGGCGACCAAAUACUUCCUGUUCCUCUUCAACCUCAUCUUCUUCCUGUGCGGCGCCCUCAUCAUGGGCUUCGGACUGUGGCUCCUCCUGGACAAUCAGAGCUUCAUCGUCGUCCUCAAUAACUCCACAUCUGUAAAGGUCGGCUGCUACAUCCUGAUCGGCGUCGGAGCUUUCUCGAUGCUCAUGGGCUUCCUCGGCUGCUUGGGGGCCAUUUAUGAGAUCCGCUGUCUGCUCGGCCUGUACUUCACCUGCCUCCUGCUGAUCCUCAUCGCUCAGGUAGCAGCCGGCGCUCUCAUCUACUUCCAGAAGGACGUGCUAAAUGACGAGAUGUCCAAGAUCGUCUCCAAAGUGCUGGACAACUACCCCGGCAACAACUCGACCACAGAGCAGGCCUGGGACUUCAUCCAGAGGAAUAUGGAGUGCUGUGGUUGGACCGGCCGUCUCGACUGGAACGGUAACAUGGUCAUCGUCAACAGCUCCCAGCUGCUGUUUCCGUGCUCCUGCCAGAACAUCUCGCUCGCCUCCGGAAACUUCUCCGACAGCGGCUUCUGCGAGGCUCCGACGGCCGAAUGGCCCGUAUACGACGUGGGCUGUGCUGCCAGCGUGGAGAGCUGGCUCCUCACCAACAUCGGCGUCGUCCUCGGUAUCUGCCUCGGAGUGGCUCUGAUCGAGCUGCUCGGGAUGAUCCUGUCCAUCUGCCUGUGCAGAAACAUCCACACGGAGGACAUUUACACCAAAGUGCCAAAGUACUAAACGAAGCUCAUCGGAGGACGCCACAACGCCGUCGUCGUCGUUGUCGUCGUCGUCGUCGUCGAGCUUGCAGAUGCACAGAAACAAACGAGAGAGGGAAGAAGUGAAAUAAUGUUUGUUUGUUUUCUCCACCCUGUAUUUGGUGAAACAUUUUGUCCAAAUGUAAAAUAAUGUUUGCUUUAUGGUUUGUUAGAUUCUCUUUAGGCACUCUUUGUUUUGUCUUUGUGUCGGUCCAGUUUCUUCGGAGCACUUUAGAGACUUUUCUUUUGUUUGUUUUUUGGAUCAGACGGCGAUGCUGAAAAUGUUUUUUGUGAAAUUGGAGAAACCUGAUGGCGGCUAAAUUACACCGGGCACGGAUUUCCGCCGAAAGCUAAUCUCGGACGUUCAACUCGACGUUUCAAACCCCACCAGAAGCGCUGCGGUCCGGUUCAGAAGCCUCCGGCUUCGGCUGUUUUUAUUUUUGACGGUUGCCGUCUUGUUUCUGUGCCAAGACAGGAAGUCAGGCACAGAAACCGCAUAGAACAUCUGGUUGAUUUUCAAAAUAAAAUGCCCAAAAGAGAAACAAUUUAACUAUGUAGCAUAUUUACAUAUUUAGAAGCACCAUAAAUCAAGAAAAUGACCAAAUUUGAGCACGUUAACAAAGUCUGGUGGGGAAUUGCUUCUGGAACCAAAACAGCGUUGUGGCUGCAACGUGACAGAGACGUGCUCGGUGGCGUUUUUAGUGAAAUUUCAAAAUCAAUUUGAAGCGUCGCCGUCCAGCGGAUGGCUGUUUUCUAUUUCUGCGGACGUCGCAAUAACAGUUCGAGCUAAUCGGAUGUCAGACACUGCAUCAGGAAUUCAGGCCAAUUUUCAAAAUAAAAGACCCUGUGCAAACUUCCAAACAUAAAAACAGACAAAAGAUUUAACCAUGCAGCAUAUUUACAUUUAGAAGCAGAUAAACUGUAAAAAAUGAUCAAAUCUGAACAAGUUAGCAAAGUCUGGAGGGCGUCUGAACGUUCCUGGUUGGGUUUGAAGUCGCGUGGAGGACGGAACGUGUCGCGGAGACGUGCCUGGCGAGGUUUCGUCGUAAGAAUUGAGCUGAUAAAUUUGAGGUUUCGUGCUCUCAGGCUCGGUUUCUCUGUAACUUUAUCGCUUCAUGAUUUUAAGUUUCCCUAGAAAAUCUGAAGAGGAAUCAUGUUUGUUUGUGUGACAUGACCGAAGUUUGGGAGGUUCAACUGGAAAAAAUCCACGACCGUGAUGUUUGUUUUUGUUUUUUUUUAUUUUAAUUUUUAUACACCAGCGUUUUUGAGUUCUUGUGAAAUGUUUUUAGUACUUUGUAUAUAAUUUUAGUCAUUUAUUUGUGUGAAUUUGAAUCCAAAAAAAACAAAAUACUGCCAGUGUUUUCUUCAGCAGCUGGUCUCUCCUUUUUACUUUUUGAAUUGUUCUGGUAAUAAUCGAAAUAAUGAGGUACUAAAGAAGAACAUUUAUGAUGCUGAAAAGUGUCACUCCCAGUUUACAAUUGUCUGUGAAGACAAGCUUUUUUUUAAAGGUAGCUUUAAGUUCAUAUUCUACCCAUUUUAAUGUAAAACAGAGUUUCUUUUAACCACUUUGAACUUAAAAUACCAUAAAAGACGAGACGUCAGAUUAUUUUCGGGGGGAGAUUCAUCUUGGGAAAAAUCAUUUUGAAAUUGAUUUAUUUUGAACUCACAGCCGAGAUGUUUUGUUGUUUUUAUAAUGUACAAAUCCACCAUCCUGUUUUCUCUUUAUGUACAGUCUGUAUGAAAAACACUUCAUUAACCUUUAUAAUAGAUUAAGACAAAAAAAGGGUACGUAUGUUUAUAACUAGAUGGAUUUCUGGUAGCUAGCUGGAUUGGUAAGUGUGUACUCACAACGUUCAUUAUAUUUCAUUUUGCCAAUAAACCGAUUACAAGAC